Messenger RNA from Penaeus chinensis, 1743 nucleotides. Its product is annotated as glutamine synthetase-like. The record is from RefSeq and is a predicted model, not a curated record. Gene Ontology annotation, molecular function: glutamine synthetase activity. The coding region runs from base 123 to 1208 and encodes 361 amino acids. The transcript is spliced from 3 exons. Lineage: Eukaryota; Metazoa; Arthropoda; Malacostraca; Decapoda; Penaeidae. Gene Ontology annotation, cellular component: cytoplasm.
CCUUUCUACCCUGAAGCAAGACACUUCUCUAUCCUCGUCGCCUCAUCAGGUCCUCGCUGGAGUCAGUGCCGAGGGAAGUCGCGAUAGAACAGGGCUAACUUCGCUAAGAUUAAAACUUCAGAAUGGCGUCGCUCACCAACAAGACAGUGCUAGACCGAUUCCUGAGGCUGGACAUCCCUGACGUGAAGUGCCAGGCGAUGUACGUGUGGAUAGACGGCUCGGGAGAGAACGUGCGGUGUAAGACGAGGACGCUGAACUUCGUCCCCAAAGCUCCUUGUGAGCUCCCGAUCUGGAACUUCGACGGGUCGUCCACGGGCCAGGCCGAGGGCAGCAACAGCGACGUUUACCUGCACCCGGUGGCGCUCUACCGGGACCCCUUCAGACUGGGCAACAACAAGCUGGUGCUCUGCGAGACCUACAAGCACAACAAGAAACCCACGGAGUCUAACCAGCGAUGGAAAUGCCUGGAAGUCAUGCAGAAGGCGAAGGACCAGCACCCUUGGUUCGGCAUAGAACAGGAGUACACUCUUCUUGACUUCGACCUGCAUCCCCUGGGCUGGCCCAAGAACGGCUACCCGGGGCCUCAGGGGCCUUACCACUGCGCUGUCGGGGCCAACAAGGUCUACGGACGCGACGUGGUGGAGGCCCAUUAUAGGGCCUGCCUCUACACGGGCAUCAACAUCUUCGGCACAAAUGCUGAGACGAUGCCCGCCCAGUGGGAGUUCCAGGUGGGGCCGUGCGAGGGCAUUACGAUGGGCGACGACCUCUGGAUGGCGAGAUACCUCCUGCACAGAGUCGCCGAGGACUUCGGGGUGACGGUUAGCCUGGAUCCAAAGCCUGUGACCGGCGACUGGAACGGCGCCGGCAUGCACACCAACUUCUCCACGGAGGCUAUGAGGAAUCCCAACGGCAUUCUGGAGAUCGAGGCGGCCAUCGAGAAGCUCGGGAAGGUCCACUCAGAGCACAUCAAGGCCUACGACCCCCACGGAGGCAAGGACAACGAGCGCCGCCUCACGGGACGACACGAGACGUCCAACAUCCACGACUUCUCCGCCGGCGUGGCCAACAGGGGCACCUCCAUCCGCAUCCCCAGGGGCGUGGCAGAAGACAAGUGCGGGUACCUGGAGGACCGCCGCCCCUCGUCCAACGCCGACCCCUACGUCGUGUCCGAGAGGCUCGUCCGCACCAUCUGCCUCGACGAGAGUUAAGACGGAGAAACCAUGUCCACUCCUCUCGACAUUGGAAAACUUUCGUCGAACUUCAUCGAGAAAAAGAAGAUAAAGAAAAAGGAGAAGAAUAACAACAAAAAGAAAAGGAAUUAAUAGAAGUAAAAAAAAACAAAAAUAAAACAGAAAAAUAAGAAGAUGAAGACAAAGAAAAGAUGCCGAAACUGAUUCAUAACUUUCGAAAAUGAAUUGGCUACCCUCCUUCCUGUUCCCGAAUUAUGCAUAAUAUAUACUCUCUAUUGGGUGUAGCACCAAACAUGGCUACAGUGGUACACUUUAUUAGUGUAUAAAACCCUAUAAAGGCUGAAAGUACCCACAUUAUGUACCUUAAAGCCCUAAUGUCGAAAAAUGACAAGUCGUUAAACAAGAAUCUAUCAACAUAAGUAUGUAUUUUAUAUAUUUGUUAAUCAAAAGAAAAUUAUCAUUGUUACGUGAACGAAAUUAAUUAUCCGUUUAUCCAAAUAUUGUGCCAUAUGUGGCUCACACAUAUACACAGAUAUAUAUUUGUUUAUCUAUG